This is a messenger RNA of Gastrolobium bilobum, 1614 nucleotides long. Its product is annotated as cyanogenic beta-glucosidase-like. NCBI's taxonomy places the organism in Eukaryota, Viridiplantae, Streptophyta, Magnoliopsida, Fabales, Fabaceae. Gene Ontology annotation, molecular function: beta-glucosidase activity. Gene Ontology annotation, biological process: carbohydrate metabolic process. The transcript is spliced from 13 exons. Bases 1 to 1596 code for a protein of 531 amino acids. The record is from RefSeq and is a predicted model, not a curated record.
AUGGCAUUCAACGACUAUUUCGUUCUCAGCUUCAUUGCUCUUAUUCUUGUUAGCUCAUCCAAAGUUACUUGCACAGAAACAGAUGUAGUUGAACCUAUUGUUGACAUUUCAUUAAGUAGGAGCAGUUUCCCUGAAGGCUUCAUCUUUGGGGCGGGAUCCUCGUCCUACCAGUUCGAAGGUGCAGCAAUGGAAGGUGGUAGAGGACCAAGUAUAUGGGAUACCUUUACCCAUAAAUAUCCAGAAAAGGUCAAGGAUAGAAGCAGUGGAGAUGUAGCCAUUGACACGUAUCACCACUACAAGGAAGAUGUUAAAAUCAUGAAAGAUAUGAAUUUGGAUUCAUACAGAUUCUCCAUAUCUUGGUCUAGGAUACUUCCAAAAGGAAAGCUAAGUGGAGGUAUAAAUCAAGAAGGAAUAAACUAUUACAACAACCUCAUCAACGAGUUACUGGCUAAUGGUAUACAACCAUUUGUGACUCUUUUCCAUUGGGAUCUUCCCCAAGCCUUAGAAGAUGAGUACGGUGGCUUCUUAAGCCCUCGCAUAGUAAAAGAUUUUCGGGACUAUGCGGAACUUUGCUUCAAGGAAUUUGGUGAUAGGGUGAAGCAUUGGGUUACUUUGAACGAGCCAUGGAGUUAUAGCAAGAAUGGCUAUGCAAAUGGGCAAAUGGCACCAGGACGUUGUUCUGCUUGGUUGAAUCCAAAUUGCACUGGUGGUGAUUCUGCAACAGAACCUUAUUUGGUUACGCAUCAUCAACUUCUUGCUCAUGCAGUGGCCGUAAGAGUGUACAAGACCAAGUAUCAGGCAUCUCAAAAGGGUUUGAUAGGCAUAACCUUAGUAGCUAAUUGGUUCUUGCCGCUCUCAGAUACCAAAUCUGAUCAAAAGGCUGUAGAAAGAUCAAUGGACUUCAUGUAUGGAUGGUUUAUGGAUCCACUAACAUUAGGACACUAUCCAAAAAGUAUGAGAUCCAUCGUGGGAACACGAUUGCCAAAGUUCACUACAGAGCAAGCCAGACUACUCAUUGGUUCAUUUGAUUUUAUUGGACUAAACUAUUACUCUUCAACUUAUGCCGCUGAUGCACCUCUUCUAAGCAAUGCUAGACCUAGCUACCUAACGGAUUCUCUAGUCAACGCAGCAUUUGAACGCGAUGGGAAACCCAUAGGGAUAAAGAUUGCUUCCGAUUGGUUGUAUGUUUCUCCAAGAGGAAUUCGUGACCUUUUGUUAUACACCAAGGAAAAGUACAAUAACCCUUUGAUUUACAUCACUGAAAAUGGUAUAAAUGAAUUUGAUGAUCCAACACUAUCAGUUGAGGAGUCUCUUAUGGAUACUUUCCGAAUUGAUUAUCAUUAUCGCCAUCUCUUUUAUCUUCGAUCUGCAAUUAGGAAUGGCGUGAAUGUAAGGGGAUAUUAUGUAUGGUCUUUGUUCGAUAAUUUUGAAUGGUCUUCUGGUUACACAGUGCGAUUCGGAAUGACCUUUGUGGAUUAUAAAAAUGGCUUAAGAAGAUACCAAAAGCUCUCUGCAUUGUGGCUCAAGAAUUUUCUCAAGAAAGAAAAUAGACUGUAUGAUUCCAUAAAAAAAAUUACGAGUUUAUUCAUUCAUUAAAAAUUUAUAUUUGUAAAU